Messenger RNA from Cuscuta epithymum, 1693 nucleotides. The record is from the annotation of a GenBank genome assembly. NCBI's taxonomy places the organism in Eukaryota, Viridiplantae, Streptophyta, Magnoliopsida, Solanales, Convolvulaceae.
UACCUCUUCUACUCGCCACUCAAAGAAGACGUUAAAGACCCUUUAUACUCGCCUACUCUCUCUCACCCUACGUACACAUAAUACAGUACACAAAUUGCACGCACUCCCAACAACAAUGGAAAUGAUGAAGAACAAUGGUAUCAAUUAAGGGGAGGAGUAGACGAAAAGGGAAAAUGCCAGUCGAUCUCUUUGUAUUUUUCAGAAACUAUCGAUCACCACAAUCCACCAACAUCUGUGAUGAUCAUUUUUGUUGUCUAAACCCUAGAGUUUCAGUCUCUAUCCUACUCCUCCUUAUACACACACACACCCUCUCUCUCUCGUUAACACUCAACCACCUUCUCCCUCAUACAUCUCAUUUAUUUCACCACUUUAUAAUUUUUCCUUAAUAAGCCUCUAUUUAUAGCCUUCUAUAUGAAUUUUGGUGUGUGAGGAUCUAUACCCAUAAUUUCCUAUAUUUAGAGAUCACCCGAUUGACCUAUGGUAUCUGUAUAUAUAGGGGCAAAGGUUAAAUCUUUGGAGGAAUUUAGGAAAGGGUCUCUGUCUUGAUUGAUUAAAAAAAUCUUCUUGUGUGUUGGGUCCUCAGUUGAGUUUGAUUCAAUGGCUCCUGGUGCCGAGAUUUCUGGUGAGACAACACUGGUUAAGGCCCCUGCUGUUGAGAAUUCUUCUCCUUUAACUAAUUCAAGUGCUGGUUCGAACAAAGUUUCUGAUUCUGGCUCUGAUCAUAGCACCAAUGUGAAAUUUGAGACAACUGGUGAUAAGGAGUCUGAUUGUGACACACACUCAAACUCGAACUCAAAUUCGGGAUAUGAAAUGCAGGAUAUCGUUGAUAUGCUAAAGACACUAAAGUUGAAUCCACAUGCGAGGGAGUUCUUUCCUUCUUCCUAUAACCGAGAGCUUAGGAUGGCCAAUCAUUUUCGGGCAAACAACAGGCGUCAGUCUCAUGGUUUCCCGAAUAACCGAAGGAGAAGAAACAACAAUAACAAUGGUAGGAAGAGAAUGAAUAGCAGGGGUUUCAAUGCUCAAAGAGAAGAUAGCAUCAAACGAACGGUUUAUGUAACUGACAUUGAUCAAAAUAUCACUGAAGAACAACUAGCUGCACUUUUUAGUGCCUAUGGCCGAGUUGUUGACUGUCGCAUAUGUGGCGACCCUCACUCCCGUCUCCGAUUUGCUUUUGUGGAGUUCUAUCAUGAAUAUUCUGCAAGAGGAGCACUUAACAUCUCUGGAACAAUCUUAGGUUUCUCGCCACUGAAUGUCCUGCCCUCAAAAACUGCAAUCCUUCCUGUGAACCCCACGUUCCUUCCAAGGUCUGAGGAUGAACGUGAGAUGUGUGCUAGGACAGUUUAUUGUACAAAUAUAGAUAAAAAGCUUACCCAAGCUGAUGUGAAAUACUUCUUUGAAACAAGAUGUGGUGCGGUCUCUCGGAUAAGGCUUUUGGGUGAUCAAGUGCACUCAACCCGAAUUGCUUUUGUUGAGUUUGUCAUGGCGGAAAGUGCGAUUAUAGCUUUGGACUGUUGCGGUGAAAUUUUGGGAUCGCAAGGCAUUAGGGUGAGUCCUUCAAAGACACCGGUCAGGCCACACAUUCCUCGAGCUGAUGUGUCUUAGCCAUCUGCAUUCCUCUCGAGGUCUGGAUGGCGUUAGAUGAUGUCGCUUCUGCUAUGGAGGCCGGUGAAGGCAAACCAUUAUUCUGUUAUCC